This is a messenger RNA of Arachis duranensis, 726 nucleotides long. RefSeq lists its product as uncharacterized. Gene Ontology annotation, molecular function: nucleic acid binding; RNA-DNA hybrid ribonuclease activity. The coding region runs from base 1 to 726 and encodes 241 amino acids. NCBI's taxonomy places the organism in Eukaryota, Viridiplantae, Streptophyta, Magnoliopsida, Fabales, Fabaceae. The transcript has a single exon. The record is from RefSeq and is a predicted model, not a curated record.
AUGAAGUUGAAUAUAGGGGCUGAUUAUGAUCUUUGGUGCAGUAAGGUUGGUUUUCUAGUUUGGGAAGUGUGGAAAGCAAGAAAUCUAGCAGUGCAUCAGAGGACUAGUCCUAAUCCAACAGUUGUGAUUUGCAAAGCUAAACUAAUGGAACUAGAAUUUGCAAAAUUGAAAGAGGAACCAGAGAAGCAUUCAACUAGUAUGAGAAGGUCAGGUAGCAGGGUUACCUGGAGACCGCCUCCGGCCGGAUGGAUCAAAUGCAAUGUUGAUGCAGCGUUCGUUGAAACACGCUCUGCAGGAACCACAGCAGCGGUAUACAGAGACCCUAACGGAUCCUUCCUCACAGGAAUCAACUCCACAAUAGUCGCCAAUUCGCCUUUAGCUGCAGAAGCAUUAGCGGUUAGGGAAGCUCUAAUUUUGUCAAGAAAUUUUCAGAUGGAGAAGGUUAUCAUAGAAUCAGAUAAUCAGACACUGGUUCAAGCUUUAAAAUCACAUGCACCAAUAGCAGCCAUUCAGGUUAUACUAGAUGACAUAUUGUAUUUAGUAAAAGGCAUGCCUAACUGUGGUUUUACCUGGGCACCCAGAGAAGCAAACUUAUUAGCGCAUGAAGUCGCCAAGCUCACAGGUCAGCGGUCUCUUCGCCAAAAUUGGGUCACCUUUAUGCAGCCCUCCAUCAGGAAUAUUCUUCGUAAGGACAUCUUGGGCAUUUCAAAAAGUGCUAAUACAUAA